GACACCAGAGGCAGGAAGUAACAUUUGCCAAGCACACGGUGGUCACCACACAGACUCUGCCAUCUCUCUGGGGCCAUGAGGGGCCUUCUGACCACGCGGGAGCAAAAUGGCUGGAGGGAGCUUAUUAACAAGGAGGCCUCCUGCAGGGUCAGCUGGAAGGCAAAAUACGGGUACAAAUACCCCGGGCGGGUGACUGACUAUGGGGUGGCCAAGAGGAAGUGUUUCUUGCCUGCCAUCUGCCCUCCUGAGAAGAGUGCAAGCUCCCUCCGGUGUCAAGAAGUAACUGUGCAAAAAGAGGACAGGCGGCCCCUGUCGGGCAAGGAGGAGAAGCAGGAGGAGGAAGGCCCAAGCCUUCAGGAGCCUCUUCCCGAGAUGAGAGUUCCCACACCACAGACAACUCAGCUGCUAUACCAGGGCUUCUCCCAUGAAGGCAAAGGGAGGCACCACUACCUCAAGCAGAGGAAGAUGAAGAGCCCUGAGGAGAAAUUCUGCUACCCAGUGCUGUCGUCGUGGGAAUACGGCUGGCGCUUAGGAGACGUGGUUAAGGACAUGAGGACACCAAUUCAUGGCAAAUCCCGAAUUGUAAAGGAUACUUUCUACUUCAAAAACGGAAUCUUCUAUCAUCCAUCAAAAACUGACAAGCUGUCAUGAAUAUUAUUGCUAAGUGACAUGUGGAAAUGUUUGUGCAAUGUUGCCUAGCAUGGGUAUUUGUUGUGGUAUUGGAUCAGACAACCCUCUAUAAUUACUUCCCUCCAUAAUUACUCUUUCAGAUUUAGAACUUGCUUCUAGCCUUCCUUUCCCUGUAGCAUGUAGCACUGCUUCUUGUGUAAUAGAUGCACAGCACCUAUCAUUCUGGCAGAGUAACUUACUGGGUUCUGUGUCAAGGAUGUGGAUACAACCUUGCAUACAUUUGGGACCAGAGUCUGAUUUAGAGCCAAUUAAUUCAUAUGGCUCUUGUGAUGUUUCUUGUGAUAGUUUCCUUUUGUGGUGACACUUUGAAAGAAGACCUGCCGUAGGCUGAUUUUUUUUUAAAAGCACCUAUCACAGUUUAUACUAAGAUGAAGUUAGAGAACUGCUUUGAAAUUCAAAAAGGGUGCAGGUCUGUAACAAAAACUUUUGUGACAAAGUAUUCCCAGUUCUCCAGGUAGUGGAUCUAUGAAAGACCUUUGACUGAGGCCUUGGAGGGCAACUGGCAGUCAGAGUAAACAGUAUAGGAGUAGAUGGACCAAGUCUGCUCCAUUAGUGAUUGGGUACAUUAUCGUAUUCUUCCCUGGAGGUUGUGUGAGCUGUUGUAUUGGUUCUUAGUCAUGGGGUGGAGUACCACAAUGACUUUACUAUUUUCACUCAUGGGAGCGAACCCAUCAUUCACUUGUAUAAUAAAGGUAGACUAUGAGGAAUUUAUAGCUGCAAUUAUGUGUAUGUCAGACAUGGGUAUGCUGAUCAGCUGAUCAGUCAUGGAGACAACGAACUCAUGGUGAGCAAAAAUUCACAGGACACAGCCCUCGGAGAUGGGCAGCUCUGUGGCUUUUGCUAUUUUUCCUAGACGUCUUCAGGCAUGGAUGUGACUGACUUGUGAGAGUACCCUGGUUUCUUUAAAAGAUCGUGUGAGAAAGCCAUGCUUUGCUGUGUGUCAUAUGCACAGCAAAGCUCACAUUGAGCAGGAAAUUGAUCCAUGAGCCAAGGUUGCUGCCUGCAGGGGACAGAGGCCCCCAAGUGAGGUGAACCUGGGGCUACAAGAAUUCCCUUGUUUUUCUAACAGUUAUUUUCAGAUAUGUGAUUCCCCACUCCAUAGAAUAGUCGUGACCGCCUCAGAAUGCCCCUUGUUUCGAAAGCUUUUUGCUGACAGGCCUCCAUUGCUCCCAACUGCUGCGUUACAGACAGGAGAGUGAACAAAAGCUCUGUUGUUACUCGCAGCUCAAACAAGCCUGGCUGAAAAACAUGAGAUUUAAAAUUAAAAUGGGGGUUUGUGUGGGUGCUCAUGCUCAUUUUAAGGGUGCAUAUAAGGCAGGCAUGCUUUUCAAGGUUGUCUCCACAACUAUGACAUACAAGUAUUUUAUAUGAAAAUUGAGAUACCCGAAAAAUUGAAGGUGCCCCAUGGAGCCAAGACAAACUGUGCUGCUGCAACUCACAGCUUGUGUUACCCUCAUUCUGUAUACACUCAUACAACGGACUUUGUAACUUCAGCUACUCUCCCUAUUUGAUCCGGAACCAGGGUGGUGAUAAUUUUUCUUUCUUUCUUGGCUUUGUUUGCUUGAGAAGUCGAAGAGAUCCAGUGACUCACUGCUCCACAGAGACCACUUGACUAGAACAAAAUAGCAUAAAACAAGAGAGCUGCAAAAUAAAUUUAGUGAAUGGAACCAUAAAUUUAUGUGUGCUAAUGUAUCUAAAAGGUGGCUCUUUUUCAAGUAUAUGUGAAUAAUUUCA
Podarcis muralis (Common wall lizard) is the source of this 2424-nucleotide messenger RNA. Its product is annotated as protein SPMIP1. The record is from RefSeq and is a predicted model, not a curated record. NCBI's taxonomy places the organism in Eukaryota, Metazoa, Chordata, Lepidosauria, Squamata, Lacertidae.